Messenger RNA from Dermacentor silvarum, 1677 nucleotides. RefSeq names its product serine/threonine-protein kinase 19-like. The record is from RefSeq and is a predicted model, not a curated record. Gene Ontology annotation, molecular function: protein serine/threonine kinase activity. Gene Ontology annotation, biological process: positive regulation of Ras protein signal transduction; protein phosphorylation. The transcript is spliced from 7 exons. Bases 447 to 1268 code for a protein of 273 amino acids. NCBI's taxonomy places the organism in Eukaryota, Metazoa, Arthropoda, Arachnida, Ixodida, Ixodidae.
UCUCCAUUGCCAGAAAUAAACGUGAACAAUUUUCCAUUUUUAUAAUGUGGAAUGGUGUUUUAAGCAACUCUGGCAAUGCAUGCAUGCUUGAAUUUGCAGUACAAACGAUUGGACAGAGAUGAUAAUGUAAAGGACGAGGCAUAGGUAGUGUGUUUGCAACAAGCUGUCCUGUUUUGACCAACAGAGAAUGUUGCUUUUCAAAGUUUCGUUGCGAAUAUCGUCCCUCAGUGUCUUGUGAAGACAUCAGCGACACUGAAAACUCGCUGAAUUGCGUACGGAAAUGGUUAUUGUCAAUUAACCUCAUUCAUCUUAGCAGCCUUCCCAACUAGACAAUGCCACAUUGAAUGCAGAAAAAACAUCAGGCGGGACAACACCUUAUGCACAGCCCUCGAAAACUCUCCCCAAAACAGCACCAGAGCCUGCGAAUGGGUCUCUAUAAGUGAUGAAUGCCGCUUCCUGAUCCGCGAGCCAGAGGUGGAUCCUGGGCAGCCGCCACGGAGGAGGGCUCAACAAAAUAUGCAGAAGAAAAGGGGGAGCUCACUGCAUACUACGCGGCCGUGCUGCCAAGCCUACACUUCGACUUGCCGAGCCAGCGCGUCGCCGGAGAGACAAAGUCAGCGCUGCAGAUGCUGCGCUCCUCAUUCCCGUCGGACAAGUUCUUGGCCGGCUUUCCAGCUAUCGCCAUGAGGCACCAGCUCUACGCCAUGGUCCAGAACAGAGUAGACGUCGACAACGCGUUGACAGAGAUGACGGACCGUGGCGAGGUACGGAUCUUCCAGUUGGGUCCGCACGAAACAGAUGCAGCAGUGCUGUUUACAGAGGACUACCUCAUUUAUGUGCGGCAGCGGAGUGGACAAAAUCCCGCAGUAGAGAAGUUCCUGGAAAAGGUUGUCAUGCGAUCCCAGAACAUCAGCUGCAGCCACACUUCUUUGGCCAUGGAGUACAGUCUGUGCGAUAACGAAAUCAGUGAACUGGAGCACUUGGGACUGCUGGUGCCACAUGGAAUUGGCAGCGAUGGAUACCACUGGUGGCUCGGCGUUCCUGGCGCAGUCUGCUUCCUGAGGACACUCGCCCGCGGCCGCGUUGCCCUCCUCCAGAUGCUCCGAAGGUCCAAGUACCAAGAGCUGUCACGUGCCGAACUGGAAAGUCAGCGGUUACCCCGUGGGACCAAGCUCGGUAUUGGGCAUUUCAUCUACGAUGCCAUAGGGGCCAACCUCGUGACUUGCGUGAAGACAACGUCUGGGGAUGUGCUCAGGCUGAGGGAGUGAGGCGGAGAAGCCAUGUACAUAGUGCGACUGUGAACGCGUGUUUGUGCUUGUGUGUGUGUGUGCGUGCGUGUGUGUGUGUGCGUGCGUGUGUGUGUGUGUGGGCGUGCGUGCGUGCGUGCGUGCGUGCGUGCGUGUGUGUGUGUGUGUGUGUGUGUGUGUGUGUGUGUGUGUGUGUGUGUGUGUGUGUGUGUGUGUGUGUGUGUGUGUGUGUGUGUGCGUGUGUGUGUGUGUGUGUGUGUGUGUGUGUGUGUGUGUGUGUGUGUGUGUGUGUGUGUGUGUGUGUUCUAUGCUUCCAACUAUACUAUACUCCCAACUAACGGUGCAGUUCUAUCGCUCCCAAUCGCCACGGUGUCAGAGGACGACUGGAAGUCUUCUAGGAAUUUAAUCCUGCCAUAAAAAAAACCUUCCA